CCUGCUCGCCCGCUCGUCCGCUAUGUGGGGCCGUUUCCUGGCCCCGGAGGCUGGCGGCCGGGACAGCCCCGGCGGGGCCCGCAGCUUCCCUGCGGGCUUGGAUUAUUCAUCAGCAUGGUUACCUGGUAAUGAGUCAUUGUGGCAGGCCACAACUGUUGCAUCUAGCCAUCGAAAUAGCCAUAUCAGGAGACACAGUAUAACUUCUGACAGUGGAGACACUGGCAUUGGCACUUCCUGUUCUGACAGUGUGGAAGAUCACUCAACUUCAAGUGGCACACUGUCUUUUAACCCUAGUCGGUCAUUGGUCACUCUUCCCACUGCCCAUGUGAUGCCAUCCAACUCCAGUACUUCAAUUUCCAAACACAGGGACUCUCUGGCAUCAGAGGGCUCUAAAUGGAGUGCAAGCCUCCUGCAGACAUUGGGAGACCACAGGAGAGGGGAGCAGGACUCCUCACUAGACAUGAAAGACUUCCGGCCCCUGCGGAAAUGGUCAUCCUUGUCCAAACUUCCUGCCCAGGAGAACUGCAACCAGAGUGGCAUUGUAUGCACAGAAGAGUUGAGGAGUGAUUUGGAAAAGGCGGGGAAGGGCAGGGCUUUCCCAUCCCACUUAAGGACCUUUGGGCCUAGUUGCUUACAUGACAGUAUGGAGAUGCUUAAGCUCGAUGACAAGGAAAUAAGUAAAAAGCGCUCGUCAACCCUGGACUGCAAGUAUAAAUUUGAGAGCUACAACAAAGAGGACGUCAGAGCUGCUGCCUCUGCUCUCAGGAGACAGACCUUAGACAUGACGUACAGUGCCUUACCUGAGAGCAAGCCCAUUGUGACAGGCUCAGAGGCUUUUGAGUCUCCAAAGUAUUUAAUGCUUGGCCAGCAGGCAGUAGGUGGAGUCCCCAUUCAGCCUUCUGUGAGGACGCAGAUGUGGCUUACAGAGCAGCUACGGACAAACCCGUUGGAAGGCAGAACUACAGAGGAUUCUUACAGUUUAGCUCCUUGGCAACAGCCGCAAAUUGAAGAGUUUCAACAAGGAAGUGAAACGCCAAUGCAGGUUUUACCUGGAUCAUCUCGUCAGAGUUACUCACCUUCUGGCUUUCAGGAUUUCAGUAAGUGGGAAUCAGUGUUGAAAAUAAAAGAAGGACUUCUAAGGCAGAAGGAAAUUGUAAUUGAUAGGCAGAAGCAACAAAUUAACCACCUGCACGAAAGGAUAAGGGAUAAUGAACUGAGGGCACAACAAGCCAUGCUAGGACAUUAUGUAAAUUGUGAGGACUCUUACAUGAGCAGUUUGCAGGUAAGACUAGAGAACUCUUCAGUUCAGACUCCAUUUUCAGAGCAGUCACUGUCCCAUCCCCAACAGGAAGAACUGGAGCAAAAGCUAGCAUCGACUGAGAAGGAAGUUUCACAGCUCAAUGAGUUCCUCAAACAAAAACUAAACCAGUUUAGUGAGGAGAAGAAGAAGCUGGAGGAAAAGCUGAAAACCAGAGAUAGAUACAUCAACAGCCUGAAAAAGAAAUGCCAGAAGGAAUCUGAGCAAAACAAAGAAAAGCAGAGAAGAAUUGAGACCUUGGAAAAGUACCUGGCAGAUCUUCCAACUCUAGAUGAUGUACAGAGUCAGAGUCUACAGCUGCAAGUCCUUGAAGAAAAAAACAAGAAUUUGCAGGAGACUUUGAUAGACACAGAGAAGAAGCUUGAGGAGAUUAAGAAGCAAUGUCAAGAUAAAGAAAUGCAGCUACUGUGCCAGAAGAAGAAGGAAAAGGAGCUGGUGACUUCUGUUCAGAGUUUACAACAAAAAGUAGAAAAAUGCCUUGAAGAUGGAAUCCGCCUUCCCAUGUUAGAUGCAAAGCAGCUUCAAAGUGAAAAUGAUAAUCUCAGAGAGCAGAAUGCAACCGCUAGUAAGAUAAUAGAGAGCCAGCAGGAUGAAAUUAACAGAAUGAUUUUAGAAAUUCAGUCUAUGCAAGGGAGACUUUGUAAAGAGAAGCUGACUGCAAAGAGCAUGGUGGAGGAGCUAGGAAGGAAAGAAGGCAGCCACAGGGUAACAGAAGCCCUUCUCCAAAACCAAAGACAAAUAGGACAGACAUUCUCGUUACUGGACCAGGACCAGGAAGCAGAGCAGUCUGGGCUGCAGACCCUCCUUUCUAAGUGGCCGCUCUUUGAUCUGACUGUGAUUGACCAGCUCUUCAAGGAAAUGUCCUAUUGUUUAUUUGACUUGAAAGCAUUGUGUAGUAUUCUUAAUCAGCGAGCUCAGGGCAAGGAGCCUAACCUUUCAUUGUUACUGGGAAUCAGAUCAAUGAACUGUUCAGCUGAAGAGACUGAAAAUGACCACAGCCCAGAAGCGCUCACUAAAAAGCUCUCGGAUGUGUGCCAGUUACGGAGGGACAUUGAUGAAUUAAGGACUACAAUAUCAGACCGCUAUGCUCAGGACAUGGGAGACAACUGCGUUACCCAGUGAUCAAGUGUUGGUCCACAGCAACAAUGACCCGUUGUGAAA
Molecule: messenger RNA, 2479 nt
Organism: Peromyscus eremicus (cactus mouse)
Lineage: Eukaryota; Metazoa; Chordata; Mammalia; Rodentia; Cricetidae
Gene: Cep85l
Product: centrosomal protein 85 like
Exons: 13
Coding region: 23-2440 (805 amino acids)
Cellular component (GO): centrosome
Source: RefSeq, a predicted model, not a curated record